GUUGAUUGGAAUUUUAUGGAAAGUCAAAAGCGUAGCUUGCGAUCAUGCAAAGUAUUUCAAAUAUUGUCUAUCUGACACUUUGCUAGACGUUCGAAUGGAAGUUUAAGGUUGGCAAAAAGUUGUGAGACCAAAAGUUGUUUUCUGUGCAUGGACGGAAAGCAAAUGCGCAGGGGUACCAGCGCACGCCCAGACAACACCGGAAUGGACAUCACCGCACGCUGCACACUGGGUGAUCCCAACAAGCUCCCAGAGGGUGUGCCCCAGCCGGCACGCAUGCCCUACGUGUCCGACAAGCACCCUCGCCAGACGUUAGAGGUCAUCAAUCUGCUACGCAAGCACAGGGAACUGUGUGAUGUCGUGUUGGUGGUCGGCGCCAAAAAGAUCUAUGCCCACAGAGUGAUCCUUUCGGCCUGCAGCCCUUACUUCAGGGCCAUGUUCACAGGCGAGCUGGCCGAGAGCCGUCAGACGGAGGUUGUGAUCCGGGACAUUGACGAGCGGGCCAUGGAGCUGCUCAUUGACUUUGCCUACACUUCGCAGGUUACCGUUGAGGAAGGCAAUGUGCAGACAUUGCUGCCCGCCGCUUGUCUGUUACAGCUGGCUGAGAUUCAGGAGGCUUGCUGCGAGUUCCUCAAGCGCCAGUUGGACCCCUCCAAUUGCCUGGGUAUCCGUGCCUUUGCUGACACCCACUCCUGCCGCGAGCUGCUGCGGAUAGCUGACAAGUUUACACAGCACAACUUUCAAGAGGUGAUGGAGAGUGAGGAGUUCAUGCUGCUUCCAGCCAACCAGCUAAUAGAUAUAAUCUCCAGUGACGAACUGAAUGUGCGAAGUGAAGAGCAGGUUUUCAAUGCAGUCAUGGCCUGGGUCAAGUACAGCAUUCAGGAGCGCCGGCCACAGCUGCCACAGGUCCUCCAGCAUGUUCGUCUUCCUCUUCUGAGCCCCAAAUUUCUGGUGGGAACGGUAGGAUCAGACCCUCUCAUCAAAAGUGAUGAGGAGUGCAGAGACCUCGUUGAUGAGGCAAAGAAUUACCUGCUCUUGCCCCAAGAGCGCCCUCUAAUGCAAGGGCCAAGAACACGCCCUCGGAAGCCCAUCCGGUGUGGUGAAGUACUCUUUGCAGUUGGAGGGUGGUGUAGUGGGGAUGCCAUCUCCAGUGUGGAGCGAUACGACCCACAGACCAACGAGUGGCGCAUGGUAGCUUCCAUGAGUAAGAGGCGCUGUGGAGUGGGUGUCAGCGUCCUUGACGAUCUUCUCUAUGCUGUCGGCGGCCAUGACGGGUCCUCGUAUCUCAACAGUGUGGAGAGGUAUGACCCCAAGACAAAUCAGUGGAGUAGUGAUGUAGCACCCACCAGCACGUGCAGGACCAGUGUGGGUGUGGCUGUCCUGGGAGGGUAUCUGUACGCAGUAGGGGGCCAAGAUGGAGUAUCCUGUCUCAACAUUGUUGAAAGAUAUGACCCCAAGGAGAACAAAUGGACGCGUGUGGCCUCGAUGAGCACCAGGCGCCUGGGUGUAGCCGUGGCUGUACUGGGGGGCUUCCUCUAUGCAGUGGGAGGUUCAGACGGCACAUCCCCUCUCAAUACCGUGGAGAGGUACAACCCCCAGGAGAACCGCUGGCACACCGUCUCUCCCAUGGGCACCAGGAGGAAACACCUAGGCUGUGCAGUGUACCAGGACAUGAUCUACUCCGUAGGAGGCCGGGACGACACCACCGAGCUGAGCAGCGCCGAGCGCUACAACCCCAGGACCAACCAGUGGUCACCUGUUGUAGCCAUGACUUCAAGACGUAGUGGGGUUGGACUAGCGGUGGUAAAUGGCCAGUUAAUGGCUGUGGGUGGCUUUGACGGGACAACGUAUCUUAAAACAAUAGAGGUCUAUGAUCCUGACGCUAACACAUGGAGGCUCUACGGUGGAAUGAACUAUAGGCGACUUGGAGGAGGGGUUGGUGUUAUCAAAAUGACUCACUGUGAAUCCCACAUAUGGUAACACCUCCAGGUCAAAGGCCUCACUGUCGCUUGUGCCUCCGAAAUAAACAUUGUUUAUCAUGCAAGGAACGAAGGAAGACAAUAUUAACUGUAACUCAUCCACAGCCAUGUUAUUGGCAAGCCAAUGAAAUGUCUUGAGUGACUACAAGCUUUAUUGUUCCUGUGUCAAGUCUGGAAGGCUUCUAUUCUAGGAGCCUACGGUUCAUCUCUCUCUUCUGUACUUCCUGUAUUAUGACUUGACUGGCCAAGGCCAAGAGGAACCAACUCUGAAUAGAUCAAUCACGAGGAACUAUUGUUUAUGACAUCAUGGAGGCAAACACUUCAUUUCCCCUUUUUCGGUUACUGAAAUGGAAUGCUGCAGCUGCACUUUAAGAGACAGUUGAGACUUUUGCUGUGUUAUACUAUACCAAUGUUUAGUUUCCAUUGAAAUAUUAAAUGGGGCAUGAAGAAGAAUCUUCAAAGAGAGCUGAAGGUGCAGGAUGUGGUCUCACUGCUUCUCCUGAUCCUCGUUGUGAAAAGUGGAUGAACUUGUUAGGCAGUUGUUUGAAUCUCUAAAUUGAAUGCACUGUGAUUAUUAUUUUAGAUUGUUUUUUUUGUUGCUGUUUUUAUUAGUUUGACACACUGAGCAUAACCUGGAGUUCUACGUUCACAACUGGGGUCAAUUGUUGGUUCACUAAGAUAUUGGUACGGUGGUGCUUACACAAUAUUAUAACAACUGUUUCAUACAAGAUUGUUGCCCAUUUAAGACUGUGUGACAGUGGAUAUAAUUUUUUAGGAGCAACUCUUUUUACAUUAUAGGACACAUUUCUGAGACAGUCUUGCACUUUAAUCUAUUAUAGAUUCUUCUUGAGGAAUGAGUUGCAUUUUGGGUAAUCUAACACACAGUAAGGAAUAAUGAACUGGUUGAUGUAGUAUGCGUUUAACCUCUUCAUUGGUAACCAUGCAAAACAUAGAUGGACAUUCAGUAAUAUGCUUUAUUAAACAAUAUAUAUUUUUUAAAUAAUGUCUGUAAAUCCUGAUGUAUCUCAUGUUACCAUUUGUCACUGUUAUUGAGCGAAAUAAUAUACGAUCAUGCGUUUUGCUGAAACUCAACCCCUGUGGAUAUGUUAUCACCCAAAUGUGUCAGAUUCUGCAAGUGUUCGGAAGUAAUUAGCCUAAUCACCAAUCAUUUUGAAAAAGAACAUGUCCCUUUGGCUGUGUUCAGUCAGCCCAAUUCGGGUCAUUUUUUUCUACUAAUUGGUCUUUUGACCAAUCAGGUCAGCUCUGAAAAUGUGAAAAGCUCUAAUGUGAUUGGUCAAAAGAACAAUAAGUGGAAAAAAUAUCAAAUUGGGCUGCCGCUGUAAACCCAACCUUUCACACAAGUAUGGAAGCGUUUUGGUAGCAAACGUAUGGGUGCUUUAUUUCUGCUGAAGGUCUGAGAUUUCUCUGUAUGAGCUGUAAGCCUUGACAUACCAGACUGGCAUUUUACCCCUAUUAGACAAUGUGGAAUUGUCUGUACUGACAAAAUACCCCAUGCUGUUAAUAAAAACAAUUUUUUUAUUUCAAA
Messenger RNA from Coregonus clupeaformis (lake whitefish), 3522 nucleotides. RefSeq names its product kelch-like protein 20. The record is from RefSeq and is a predicted model, not a curated record. Gene Ontology annotation, molecular function: protein binding. The transcript has 11 exons. Lineage: Eukaryota; Metazoa; Chordata; Actinopteri; Salmoniformes; Salmonidae. Bases 148 to 1977 code for a protein of 609 amino acids.